Choloepus didactylus (southern two-toed sloth) is the source of this 507-nucleotide messenger RNA. RefSeq names its product acyl-CoA binding domain containing 7 (gene ACBD7). Bases 98 to 367 code for a protein of 89 amino acids. The transcript is spliced from 4 exons. Lineage: Eukaryota; Metazoa; Chordata; Mammalia; Pilosa; Megalonychidae. Gene Ontology annotation, molecular function: fatty-acyl-CoA binding. The record is from RefSeq and is a predicted model, not a curated record. Gene Ontology annotation, biological process: fatty acid metabolic process.
GGUGCGGCGCAGAGCCAGAGAGAUCGGCGGCCGAGGAGCGCGUCUAAGAAGCAGGAGCGGGAUCCAGACCGAAGGUUCCGCAGUUGGUGUAGCCGACAUGGCCCUGCAGGCUGAUUUUGACAGGGCUGCGGAAGAUGUGAGGAAGCUGAAGACAAGGCCAGACGAUGAAGAGCUGAAGGAGCUCUACGGGCUCUACAAACAGUCUGUGAUUGGAGACAUCAACAUCGGUAAGUGUCCAGUGAUGCUUGACCUAAAAGGCAAGGCUAAGUGGGAAGCAUGGAACCUCCAAAAAGGGUUGUCAAAGGAAGAUGCCAUGAGUGCCUACAUUUCUAAAGCAAAACAGCUGAUAGAAAAAUAUGGAAUCUAGAAGUCAGCCUAUGAGAAACUUUCCCUUUUGAAAUCUUCAUAGUGGUAUCAGGAUCUAAGAUUUGGGUGGUAAAUGCACUGUGAACUCUCCAGGUAUCAUGUAUGUUUUUGCUGUUAAUGUGAAUUGUAAUACUUAUUUAG